Mus caroli (Ryukyu mouse) is the source of this 2475-nucleotide messenger RNA. RefSeq names its product origin recognition complex subunit 3 (gene Orc3). Gene Ontology annotation, biological process: DNA replication initiation; DNA replication. The record is from RefSeq and is a predicted model, not a curated record. Gene Ontology annotation, cellular component: nuclear pre-replicative complex; nuclear origin of replication recognition complex; DNA replication preinitiation complex. Gene Ontology annotation, molecular function: DNA replication origin binding. NCBI's taxonomy places the organism in Eukaryota, Metazoa, Chordata, Mammalia, Rodentia, Muridae.
GCUUCCGCCAGGGCGCGCGGAAGUGUGGAGUGCGCACGCACACGGGGCCGCGGACUAUGGCCACCUCCUCCGUGUCUAAGGGCUGCUUUGUGUUUAAACCAGACUUCAAAAAAAGAAAGAUCUUUGUGCCAAUAGAGGAUUAUUUUAAUAAUGAGGAACUUGACUCUGAGGACAGUAAACUUCGAUUUGAAACAUAUAGCUUGCUAUGGCAACGGAUGAAAUCUGAAACAGAGCAAUUACAGGAGGAAUUAAAUGGAAAUCUGUUUGAUAACCUAGUUGACUUUCUGCAGAAGUCCCAUCCUGAAUUCCAGAAAAAUUCAAGAGACUGGGGCUCUCAAAUGAAAUUCAGAGAAAUUCCAACAGCUGCUCUUAUUCUUGGUGUGAAUGUCACCGAUCAUGAUGUGAUACUCAGAAGUCUAACAGAGACCCUUCAGAAUAAUGUCACACCAUAUGUAGUCUCACUGCAAGCUAAGGAUUGUCCAGAUGUGAAACAUUUUUUACAAAAGUUUACCUCACAGUUGAUGGACUGCUGUGUAGAUAGGAAUUCCAAGGAGGUGACAAGUGGUAAGGCCCUGAAGAAGACAUAUUCAAUGGAUACCCUUUGUAGUUGGUAUUCGGCGGUCACACAGAAAGCAGACCCAAAAGUGACAAUCAAAAGGAGGACAGCAUCUGGCCACUGGCGGUCCCCUCCUGUGGUGCUUAUCUUAAAGAGCAUGGAGAGCUUCACCAGCAGAGUCCUCCAGGACUUCAUAACUAUCAGCAGUCAGCAUCUGCAUGAGUUUCCUCUAAUUCUGAUCUUUGGGAUCGCCACAUCUCCUGUUAUUAUCCACCGACUGCUUCCUCAUUCAGUGUCAUCUCUGUUGUGUAUAGAACUGUUCCAGUCUCUGUCUUGCGACCAACACCUGACAGUAGUUCUUGAUAAGCUGCUUCUUACACCUCAGUUUCCCUUUAAACUAAGUAAAAAGGCAUUACAGGUUCUGACCAACAUCUUUUUGUAUCACGAUUUCUCAAUUCAAAGCUUCAUCAAAGGAAUUAAGCUUUCUCUACUAGAACAUUUUCAUUCCCAGCCCCUAAGUGUUCUGUGCUGCGAUCUCUCAGAAGCCAAAAAAAGAGUAAAUCUUUUCUCAGUUAGUCAAUGUGAAAACAUCCGGCGCCUUCCUUCAUUUAGGAGGUACGUGGAAAACCAACCUUUGGGAAAGCAAGUGGCACUGCUGACAAAUGAGACCUUCUUAAAGGAGAAAACUCAAUCAUUGUUGGAAGACCUGCAUGUUUACCAUAUCAAUUACUUCCUUGUUCUGAGAUGUCUUCAUAAUUUUACCUCUUCUCUUCCCAAGUACCCACUGGGUCGACAGAUUAGGGAGCUGUAUUGCACAUGUUUAGAAAAGAAGAUAUGGGAUUCGGAGGAGUACAAAUCAUCCUUGCAGCUGCUGAGAAUGCUGGCAAAGGAUGAACUGGUGAGCAUACUUCAGCGCUGUAUUGAGGUUUUGAAUUCCUCUACUGAAAAGCAGCUUGGCAACGCAACACAGAAAAUAAAGGAUUUCCUGACCCAGUUUCAGAACCUUGAUGCAGAGAGCAAAGAGGAAGAGGAUGCCUGUGGAUCACAGCCAAAGGGGCUGCAGAAGACAGACUUGUAUCACCUUCAGAAGUCCUUACUAGAAAUGAAAGCGCUAAGGAGAACUAAGAAGCCAACCAAGUUUGAAAUGCUCAGAGAAAAUGUUAUGGACUUCAUCGACAACUUAGUGAGAGACUACCUUCUGCCUCCUGAGAGCCAGCCUCUGCAUGAGAUAGUGUACUUCAGUGCUGCCAACACACUCUGUGAGCACUUAAAUGCUGCUCCAAGAAUCGCUCUCCACACUGCACUCAACAACCCAUACUAUUACCUGAAGAAUGAAGCACUGAAAAGUGAGGAAGGAUGUAUUCCAAAUACUGCCCCUGACAUCUGCAUAGCAUACAAACUGCACCUGGAGUGUAGCCGGCUGAUCAACCUCGUUGACUGGGCAGAGAAGCCAAACAAAGGAUUCAGUUCAGCUCAGAGCAAGCCAACACAGGUGUGGUGGACACCCUCACUCAGCAGGAGAAAUUCUACUCUGGAAUACAUGGCAAGGCAGGGGACAUGUGCAUAGCUGCCAAAAGUCCUAGCUGACAUCUUCUCGACAUCAAAGGACAUGCUAAAUGAGAGUCUUCCAAGAGAAAUGCAUUUUCUUGGAGUAAAAGAUUAACAGUAGAGGGAACAGGGAUUUCUCUGCUUUUAAAAUUUUGAAUAAGUUAUGCUUUAAUCCUCUAACACAAAUGUAUAGUCAGUUUUAUUAUUUUUAAUGAAUAACUGGCAAAACUUAUUAAUGUCAUUAGUCAUCUUCAAUUUGAAAUCUGUUGUGAAAGAUUUACAGCAAGUCCUAAAACCUGAUUAGUUCCAAAACUAUCUGAAGGGUACAGAAAAAGGUGCCUAGCAACAAGUUGUAUUUUCUUCUGUCUUGU